CGAAUAUCCAACGCCCAACGUCAAACCAACUUCACCGCGGUCCGGAGGGGUGCAGGCGUGUGAGAAGCUCGACACACAGCUCAUAUUUGUCUGUUUGUUACAGCAACAAUAAAGGGUCAGAGAUUCAGUCCCGUGUUCAGCCUCAUCUGUAACCCAACACAACGCAGAGAGAACAGAGUCACGCACACGAGAGGAAUAGACGGGCUACACCAUGAUUUCAGCUCUACCACUGAGAUGGGUUCUACUGAUAUUUAUUUUAGCUGUCAUCCAUCAGGCUUCUUCUGAAUAUUUUUCACUGAAGGUUGAGUCUCCAGUCUCAGGGCUCCUUGGUUCCUCUGUGUCUCUACACUGUGCUGUCACCAACAACAUGGAUGUUCGACCCAUGGAAGUGCGCUGGUACCGUUCCAAUAUGUAUGACACCCCGGCUCUGUUCUACAAGGACGCACAGAUCCAGAAGAGUCCUGUAGAUGUUCAGUACCAGGGCAGAGUGUUCCUGUUAGGAGAUCUGGAGAAAGGAGACGUCUCUGUGAAACUGGAGAACCUGAUGCUAACAGAUAGAGGAGACUAUGUGUGUCAUGUGAAAAGUGAUAUCUGGUAUGAUGAGGCCACAGUGACCCUCAGACUGAGAGCGGUGGGAUCCACUCCUGUUCUCUCCAUACGUGAAGCAGGAGAAGGGAAGGUGAAUGUUAGCUGUCAGUCACAUGGUUGGGUACCUGAGCCAUCAAUCACCUGGACAGAUGAAGACGGGAGAGAUCUGAAACAUCUCAGUAACGACAAGUUCACCAACAACUCUGUAGGGACUGUAGAUGUGAGCUCGUGGCUGAUUGUGUCUCCCUCUGAGUCUGAGUGGAUCUCCUGCUCUGUGGGUUUGUCUGAUCAGGAGAGAAAAGAAGACAGAAUAAUGUUACACGUCCCUGCACGUGACACAGAGUCGUUGACUGGAUACAUCAUCAUCAUCAUUCCCGUUCUUCUGGUGCUGUGUGUCGUCGGAAUUGCACUGUAUUGUGUGCUACGUAAAAAAGGUCUGAUUCUCUCCAGGAGAAAAGGGACAGAAAGUACAGGAGCAGGAACUCAGUCAGAAACUGAACCUCUGAAUAAAAUCCGUGUGGAGAAUCAGGAUCCGACUGACGCUCCAUCUACAGAUCCCAAUCAGCAGAAAUCUUCUGAACAGCAAAAUCCAGAAGCAGUGAAAGAAAAAACACACUGUGCAGGAGAGCAGAGAGGAUUCAGCUCUUCCUCCAAUACUGAUGUACCCACCAUAUUAGAGACAGAACCUGCUGCCACCACUUCAGCUCCCACCCCCUGUAAAACCAACAUAAAUCCCAUAUCUGCUACCACGACCAAAAGUUCCACCCCCACUAUCAUCAGUUCAAUUCCCACAUUUGCUGCCCCUGUUGGGGAGAACGCUUCAGAAGACCCAAGUGUGGAUAGUUUGACAUCUUUAUUGGCUCAUGGGCUAACUUUAGAAGAUAUGCCAGUGUCUCAACAAACAACAGCAACUUUAAAGGAUAAGGGUGUUAGAGAGAAUGCUUCAGAAGACCCAAGUGUGGAUAGUUUGUCAUCUUUAUUCGCUCAACUUUUACAGGAAGCACAAGUGGAGAAACAGAAUCAGCUUUAAAGGACAAGUAUAAAGAUAAUUUAAUGAAGAAAGAACAAGAAAAAAUGGGCAGCAUUUUGGAACAGACUGCAGAAAUUCAGAUUUAUGCUUUAAUUUACAGGAGAUUUGUUAUAAACUAAAAUAACAAGAUGGAACUGCAGAGUAAACAACUCUUUGGGUAAACAAGCAAGAGAUAAACGAGGAACAAUUGCAUGAAAAAAUGUUGCAGUGCUUAGCCUGAGCACAGUGCAAAAAGUAGAGUAUAUACAUUGC
Messenger RNA from Clarias gariepinus (North African catfish), 1870 nucleotides. Its product is annotated as butyrophilin subfamily 1 member A1-like. The transcript has 10 exons. Lineage: Eukaryota; Metazoa; Chordata; Actinopteri; Siluriformes; Clariidae. The record is from RefSeq and is a predicted model, not a curated record. The coding region runs from base 212 to 1618 and encodes 468 amino acids.